Sphaerodactylus townsendi is the source of this 4704-nucleotide messenger RNA. RefSeq names its product OPA1 mitochondrial dynamin like GTPase (gene OPA1). The coding region runs from base 139 to 4704 and encodes 1521 amino acids. NCBI's taxonomy places the organism in Eukaryota, Metazoa, Chordata, Lepidosauria, Squamata, Sphaerodactylidae. The record is from RefSeq and is a predicted model, not a curated record. The transcript has 35 exons. Gene Ontology annotation, cellular component: microtubule; cytoplasm; mitochondrial membrane. Gene Ontology annotation, molecular function: microtubule binding; GTP binding; GTPase activity. Gene Ontology annotation, biological process: mitochondrial fusion.
UUCGGUGCCGCAGCCGAGGGGGCGGCCCGGCGGGGUUUGGCCGCGGCGCACUCGCCCGUCCGCAGCGCGGCUGAGCGAGGGCGGCGGCGGCUGAAACGGGCCGGGCCGGGCGGCGUCCUGGCAACCGCUGGUGUCGCGAUGUGGCGGGCUCGGGCGGCGGCGGCGGCGGCGGCGGCCUGCGUUGUUUGCCGAAACAUCAGUGGCACCCAUGGAGCAAGAGGGAAAUCGCCGCUGCAGAAGCUGUGUCUUGUUUCCCGAAGUAUUCACCAUUCCCACUACCCAGUUGCUAAGUUUCAAAGGCUUUCGUCACGGACAUCAAUUCAGCAGUUCUCCACGUUCAGACGUCUUCCCACCCACAAGUCCAAACUCCACGUAAAGUGUGGAUUCCAGCCUCACAGGAACUUUUGGCUAGCUAGAGUGGCUUCCAGACUUCUAAAACUUCGGUACAUCAUCUUGGGAUCUGCUGUAGGCGGUGGCUAUGCAGCCAAACAGACAGUCGAUCAGUGGAGGGACCUGAUUCCUGAUCUCAGCGAGUACAAGUGGAUUGUGCCUGACUUCAUAUGGGAGCUUGACGAAUACCUUGAUCUUGACAAACUUAGCAAGGCUCUUCCUGACUCUGAAGACCUCAUGAAGCUGCUGCCUGACUUUGACAAGAUCGGAGAGAGCUUCGGGUCCCUGAAGGGUUUCUUCACGCCUGGUUACAAUUUGGUUAGUGAAGUCAUAGGAGCUUCUGAUCUACUUCUGUUGUUAGGUCCUUCAGGGGAGGCGGCGUUCAGAGCGACAGACCAGGGGAGCGAGAGUGAGAAGCAGUACAAGAAGGGUCUACUUGGAGAACUCGUUUACUUGCAGCAGCAAAUCCAGCAGCACGAAGAGGAAGUGCGCAGCACCAGUGCUGGCCCAGGCUCCUCCCAGCAGAGGCGAAAGGUUUCUGACAAAGAGAAGGUCGAUCAGCUCCAAGAAGAACUUCUGCGUACCCAGCUGAAAUACCAACGGAUGCUCGAGCGUCUGGAGAAGGAGAAUAAAGAGCUGAGGAAGAUUGUUCUUCAGAAAGACGACAAAGGAAUCCAUCAAAGGAAGUUGAAGAAAUCUUUGAUUGACAUGUAUUCUGAAGUCCUGGACAUCCUGUCUGAUUAUGAUGCCAGCUACAACACCCAGGAUCACCUGCCUCGGGUCGUGGUGGUUGGAGAUCAAAGUGCUGGGAAGACCAGCGUCCUGGAGAUGAUCGCCCAAGCCCGGAUCUUCCCUCGUGGCUCUGGAGAAAUGAUGACUCGCUCACCAGUCAUGGUCACCCUCAGUGAAGGUCCUCAUCAUGUGGCCAUAUUCAAGGACAGCUCUCGAGAGUUUGAUCUGACCAAGGAUGAAGACCUGGCCGCACUGAGGAACGAGAUUGAGGUCCGGAUGAGGAAGAGCGUGAGAGACGGCAGCACAGUCAGCGCCCAGACCAUCUCCCUCAGCGUGAAGGGGCCGGGCCUGCAAAGGAUGGUGCUGGUGGAUCUGCCGGGUGUCAUCAGCACGGUGACAUCAGGGAUGGCUCCCGACACCAAAGAGACCAUCUUCAGCAUCAGCAAGGCCUACAUGCAGAACCCCAACGCCAUCAUCCUUUGCAUUCAAGAUGGGUCUGUGGAUGCGGAACGCAGCAUCGUCACUGACUUGGUCAGCCAAAUGGAUCCACAGGGGAAGAGGACAAUUUUUGUCUUGACGAAAGUGGACCUGGCCGAGAAAAACGUGGCCAGUCCAAACAGGAUCCAGCAAAUCAUCGAAGGCAAGCUGUUUCCCAUGAAGGCUCUUGGGUAUUUUGCAGUGGUGACCGGAAAAGGAAACAGCAGUGAGAGCAUUGAAUCUAUUCGAGAGUAUGAAGAGGAAUUCUUCCAGAGCUCCAAACUGCUAAAGAAGUGUAUGCUGAAGGCCCACCAAGUGACCACGCGCAACCUCAGCCUGGCCGUGUCCGACUGCUUCUGGAAAAUGGUGCGGGAGUCCGUGGAGCAGCAAGCGGAUGCCUUUAAAGCAACCCGUUUUAAUUUGGAGACAGAAUGGAAGAAUAAUUACCCCCCGGCCAUGCGUGAGCUUUCGACCGGAGAUGAGCUGUUUGAAAAAGCGAAGAAUGAAAUUCUCGAUGAAGUCAUAAGCUUGAGCCAGGUGACGCCAAAGCACUGGGAAGAGAUGCUUCAGAAGACCUUGUGGGAGAGGGUCUCAACACACGUGAUAGAGAACAUCUAUCUUCCGGCAGCACAGACCACCAAUUCGGGGACUUUUAACACCACAGUGGACAUCAAGCUGAAGCAGUGGACGGACAAGCAGCUGCCAAACAAGGCAGUGGAGGUGGCCUGGGAGACGCUGCAGGAGGAGUUCGCUCGCUUCAUGACCGACCAGAAGGGCAAGGAGCACGACGACAUUUUUGACAAACUGAAGCAGGCCGUGAAGGAGGAGAGCAUCAAGCGGCACAAGUGGAACGAGAGAGCGGAAGACAGCCUGAGGGUGAUCCAGCACAAUGCCUUAGAAGACCGCUCCAUAUCCGACAAGCUGCAGUGGGACGCGGCCAUUCAGUUCAUGGAGGAGACGCUUCAGAGCCGCCUGAAGGACACGGAGUCUGUUAUUGAAGACAUGGUGGGCCCAGGCUGGAAGACAAGGUGGCUCUACUGGAUAAGCCGCACUAAAGAGCAGGUCAUUCGUAAUGAAACAAAAAACGAACUGGAGAAGAUGAUGAAGUGCAACGAAGAGCAUCCGGCUUACCUGGCAAACGAUGAGGUCACAACUGUCCGGAAGAAUCUUGAGGCGCGAGGCGGGUCGAUGGAUCCGUGCUUGAUCAAAGACACCUGGCACCAGGUCUACAGGCGGCACUUCCUGAAGGGUGCCCUGAGCCACUGCAAUCUGUGCCGCAGGGGCUUCCACUACUACCAGAGACAUUUUGUGGACUCAGAGCUUGAAUGCAACGAUGUGGUCCUAUUCUGGCGCAUCCAGCGCAUGCUGGCCAUCACUGGCAACACCCUGCGGCAGCAACUGACCAACACUGAAGGUGAGCCGCCUGGCCACACACUGAGCACAGAGGGGGUGCUGCUGCUCACUAGGACACAGAGCUGCACCCCUGUUUGCUCUGCUUGUGGGCUUGGGGCACCUCUGCUGACACUUCCUGUCAUGGAGAGAAAGGCAUUCAUUCCUAGCGGUUCCUUCCGGGGCCUCUCCUGUGUGUACUUCGGGUGGCUGCAGAAGCGUCUGCCCCACGUGAAGGCUGUCACAAGGGCAGGAGGCCUCCCCGGGGUGACAGAGCCGUGUGCCCACCUGCCUGAAAAUGGAGCCGAGCGCAGAGGAGGAGGCGGCAGCAGCGCCCGCUUUGUGUUCGGGGCUGGGUCCUUGUCUCGGGAGGAAGGCGAUCUCCCCAGGAGAGCCUCCAUCAGUUGGCUGGCAAACCUGAGGACUUCUCACAGGGUGUCAGCAACUGGGUCUCACCCAUCCAGGGUACCGUCAGUCGUGGGCCAGUUGAUUCCUGGGCUUGCGGGGAAUCCACCAGGGGCCGGGAUGGGGAGGGAAGAAAUCCCCCUCUUCCAUCCAUGCAGCCGUGGCCACAGAACAGGUGGGGAAGGGGCUCUUUCUCCCCCUUUGCCCCCACAAUGUAGCCCCAUCGUGGCUAUUAGUUCAGGCAGGUCGUGUGACCCUGGGGGCCAGGACUUCCGAAUGUCUGGUGGAAGAGAGUUCCCCAGGAUAGCUGAAUCCAACCCAACAUCUUGCAAGAAGGACUUAUUCCUGUUAGAGCAGCAGUGUGUGGACACCAGGAAAACCGCAGUGCCAGGCCAGAAGCCCAUCUUCUGGGGUCCCCCUGUGCUCAGCCCCUCUGGCAGCAGGCUGGCUAUCAAAGGGAAGGUUGUUUGUGCAGAACCAUCCGGAGGAACUCUGCGGGCAGAGAGGUCAGAAGAGGAGAAAAGGGAAGGCCUUGGGGGCCUUGAGGCGUGUGAGGGGGAUGCUCUGGGGAGGAGAUGUGGGGUUUUGGAACAGCAGGAAGGAACAGCAGCGAUUUUGGAACAGCAGGAAGAUUCAGAAGGCAGGCAGGGAUUCUGCUUCCAAGGCUGCGGUGGCUGCCCGGGGGCUAGCUCCCAGGGUCCUGCUUUCACCCGGCCUCCCGAGUGCUCGCCGAUGAAGCUCAGCCUGGCCUGUGCCAAGCAUCCCUUCCCAAGGAGGAGCUCCCUCCCGCUGCCAUUUCUGAGCUCUGCCCAGGUGAGAAUUCGCCUCUUCCGUCCACGGGCAGAGCCCCCCUGCAGAGAGGAGCAGUGCCAGCUUCCACCUUCUGCCAGCCCCUUCCCCUGGACGACUGCUUCCCCGGGGCCUGUCCAUGCAGGCCGGCCUCCGGGGCUGACGGGGGGCCGGCAGCUGCAGACAGGAAGCCUUGAGCCCAUCCCUGACCAGAGGCGUCUGCAUGCUCUGCCCCCUCCCCUUUUUGCCUUUGCUUCUUUCUCGCUUGUGUUCCAUCUCCUUGAUGUCCGCAGUGGUCAGCGAGGCCAGUGGGACAAAAAGCCGGGGCCGGUGGAGCCACAGUGUGGGUUGGGGGAGGGCGUUGGCUCCCCGUGUCGAGCGCCCAGGCACACCUGCAGGCAGCCCCAGGAGGGCCAGUGCUGUGGGUCUAACGGCCGGCUCCUCCACUCUCUAGAAAAAGUUCGGGAGAUCCAGGAAAAACUUGAAGUCUUCAUUGAAGCCCUCCACCAAGAAGAGAAAUAG